AGCAGCAGCAGCAACAACAGCAGCAACAGCAGCAGCAGCAGCAACAGCGACAAUCAAGUGACGACAACGCUACACAAGCCAAGCGAAAACAAAAAUCCAGCAAGUGAAAACUCACUUUUAAACUAAACCACAUUGAAAGCAAUACACACAGCAACCGAGUGACAGAGAGAGGGGGAGAGUGAGAGAGACAGCGAGAUUGUGUGUGUGAGAGAGAGAGAGAGGGGCAAAAAUAUAAAGCCAAAUCUAGAUUGUGUGUAUGACAACGAGCCCAACUCCUUCGGUUGGUGGUGGCCAACAACGCCAAAGCAAGUUGGCAAGUUGGCAAUCAUUGGUGAGUUUCCUUCCAGACGAGAAACGUUGACAACGAAAGACGCGGGGCAUAAACCAGAAACCGCUGCUGCAACUGCAACUGCAACUGGAACUGGUAUAUCGACGAGUGCAUCCGACCUGACCACAGAUACAAAUAACACACUCAAGCACCACACACACACACACACGCACACACACCAAUGUACUCCGCUGUCGAUUAUUACGCGGGAAUGGGACAAAUCUCUCAAGAUUGUGCCGCAACAGAUUUUGAUAUGGAUGAUCUCGAUGAGUGUGAUCAAGUGACGCAAGUGAUUGGCUAUCAUCCGCGCUAUCGUGAUCAUUUUCUGCACACGCAGAACUUUAUUAUGAAAGGUGAUGGACCUUUGCCAUAUUCUUAUAGAUACUAUUUGGCCAUAAUUGCAGCCGCACGUCAUCAGUGCCCCUAUCUGGUGAAGCGCUACGAGAAGGAAUUCAUUGAUCAGGGCGGCAACAGCGAAUGGCUGAAUGGCUUGGACUAUAUACCCGCCAAAUUACGUGCCAUAUACGAUAUAAAUAAAAUAUUAGCACAUCGUCCCUGGCUUUUGCGCAAGGAGCACGUUGAGCGUCUGACCAAAGGCAAAAAUAGCUGGUCCCUGUCGGAGGUGGUGCAUGCAAUGGUCUUGCUAUCGCAUUUUCAUUCACUAUCCUCAUUUGUGUUCUCCUGCGGUCUCACACAAAAGCUCGAUGGAUUGUCUAGUCCCAAAAUGAAAGGUGCACCGGUGUCAUUGCCACUGCCAUUGCCAUUGCCAACGCAGUCGCCAAUACCACAGCAACUUGUGCUGCCCCAGCUGGAUGAUGCACGACAGACCACCAGUCCCAUCCAUCAGCAACAGCAGCAGCAACAACAGCAGCAGCAGCAGCAGCAACAGCAAAAAAAUGUUCUUGGUGAAAUAUCCUUGAACAACGGCAGCAGCAGCAGCAGCAACGGAAGCAACAGCAGCAGCAGCAGCAGCGAUAGCAAUACAAAGCCAGAUUUCAAUAAUACAAUGGACAAAAACAAUGGCAAUGGCGGCCGAGGCAGUGCAGCCAACAACAGUUUUGGCCAAUACUAUUUGAGCAGCGCACAGCAACAGCCGCAGCAACUUGGCAUCUCCGUGGAGACGUUGAUGGAGCGCAUGAAGGUGCUCUCCCAGAACCAGGACGAGUGCAGCGAGGCCGAGCUGAGCAAUCGUUUCAAGAGUGUCGAACUGCAAACAGCCGAAUUGGCUGCAUCGACUCCAGCACCAGUUGUCGCAUUGCCACCAAUAAUCUCACACUAUGUGGACGAUGCUAGCUUUACGUAUCAGGAUUUUGCACGACGCGGUGCCGAGAAUAUUAACACAUUUCGCAUACAGGACUAUUCAUGGGAGGAUCAUGGCUAUUCUCUGGUGGAUGGCUUGUACAACGAUGUGGGCACCUUUUUGGAUGAAAAGUUUCGGGCCGCGUACAAUUUAACGUAUUUCACAAUGGGCGGCAUUAAGAAUGUGGACACAUCGAAGUUUCGUCGCGCCAUCUGGAAUUAUAUACAAUGCAUUUUUGGCAUACGACACGACGAUUACGAUUACGGUGAAGUCAAUCAGCUGCUCGUGCGUCCGUUGAAAAUGUUUAUAAAGACAGCCUGCUGCUUUCCUGAGCGCAUUACCACCAAGGAUUAUGAUAGUGUGCUCGUCGAGUUACAGGAUAGCGAAAAGGUUCAUGUUAAUCUAAUGAUAAUGGAGGCCCGUAAUCAGGCCGAAUUACUCUAUGCUUUGCGCGAGAUAAUGCGCUAUAUGACUUGAUCUCAUUAAGUGAUUAAAGAUAUAUAUAUAUAUAUAUAUAUAUACAUACAUAUAUACACACAUAAAUAUACAAACACAUACACACAUAAAAACAAGAACACGCAUGCAUACACAAUAUAAAUAAAUACAUAUGUAUGUCAAAAAGUUGACACUGUCUGAGUGUGACAAGAACUUUUGUAAUUUGUGCAAGAGCAUUAAAGUACAUAUUUAAUACGAAACAAAUACGAAACCAAUUAACUAGUUGCAAUAGAAUCCAAUCAAAUUUUUGUGCAAUGCUUAGUCACAUUUAUAAUGUAAUCCAAUUCAAGUCAAUGUCCAAUUCAAUAAUAUAUAUGUGAAAUUGUUAACUAAUCAAGAAAGUAAAAUGUCCAAAUAAAUUACAAUAGAAUAGUCUCUAUAUACGUCUAUGUUAUUAGGUCUUACACUAACAAUGUCUACAAAAAAAAAAGAACAAGUUAAGAAACAUAUAAACAAAUAGCAACAACAAACAAACAAUUACUUUCAACUCAAUGCUUUUUUCUCUGUUUCAUCGAUAUGCUUGCUGCAAUCACUGUACAUAUGUAUUAUGUUUUGUUAAAAUAUUUUAGUCAAAUAAAUACAUUUUUAUUUUAAAUACA
Molecule: messenger RNA, 2722 nt
Organism: Drosophila grimshawi
Lineage: Eukaryota; Metazoa; Arthropoda; Insecta; Diptera; Drosophilidae
Product: sestrin homolog
Exons: 8
Coding region: 510-2105 (531 amino acids)
Biological process (GO): negative regulation of TORC1 signaling; cellular response to leucine starvation; regulation of response to reactive oxygen species
Cellular component (GO): nucleus
Molecular function (GO): oxidoreductase activity, acting on peroxide as acceptor; L-leucine binding
Source: RefSeq, a predicted model, not a curated record